CUCGAGUCCACCGGAGGAUCUAUUCGAACGGAAAUCACACUGGAAAAGUUAUUUGCUCGGAUUUGAUUCCAUUUGACAGUGCUACUUAUUAAUUACGGAAGACCCGCUCGACGACCGUUCCGAUAACUGGCCGAUAGUACGCUCCCCGGAUAAGGGACCUCUGUUUUGUUGGAGGGGAGGGAGGGCUGAUGAAUUCGUCACCUGGAAAGCUGUCGCGAGGUUGAACUCUUGAGGGAUAUCUGGACUCUACCUGCCCAUAUUGCUACCUCGCACACUACCGCCGCAACCACGACUUCAAAGCCCUCGAACCUACUGCUACUAUUCUCUGCAUCACCAUGCCGUCAUUGUUGGCUUUACCUAACGAGCUGCUUCUCAUGAUAAUGGAGCAAUGGUCGAUGCCCGAUCUUGAUAGAAAAAUAGUUCGACUGGUGUGCAAGAGGCUAGAUGCAUUGGUCACCCCGUUAUUAUUCGCACACCUCUACGUCCAGAGCAGCGAGAUGAGCCGGCUUUACCAUGUAGCGGAAUCACCUCGCCUACGUACGCUUGUCAAGGGAUACUCGUUCUUGCUUCAAUGGCCGACAGAGGCCGAGGAUUGUAUCGUCGGUUGCGUCCAGGAAUUGAAUGCGCAUGUGCAUUAUAUCCCUAUGCUGAGCAACCUCAAAGGCAUCACCAUUGACACCCAACCGCAUCCUUUUCUCCACGAGAUGAUGGGGUCGGAUCGGCAGGCUCAGGCAAUCGCAGGGUUGCUGGAUGCGCUCUAUAUAUGCAAGAAAAGAGUGGACAAAAAUGAGGGGGGGCCUGAAAUUGUGGAAUUCAAUAUCGGGAGAAUCAACUCCGUAGCAAUGCAAUACAGUUCACGGGUAUCCGCUGGAGCUGUUGAGGCAAUGCAGAAACUGAAGAGAGUCACUUUUACAGGCCCUGAUCCAUCCAUGCUGGAGAGCGAUUGGAUGACAUUCGCUGGUGUAUUGAUUGCCAAAUCUACAGAACUGAAAGAAUUGACGGUCGGUGGCAACUAUGAAUCUGUCAAUCAGACUUCCGAAUUAUGGAAGCUAGUGAUCCCACACGAGCAUUGCUGCGGACAGAUUCUAAAAGGCGAAUCCAUCAAACCGGAGAUCAUGCGUUUCUGGCCUAAUCUGUCGAUCCUCAACCUAUGCGGCGUUCAAUUCUGGCAUCGGUUGUUUUUGGCGUUCCUGAGGCGGCACAAGGAGCAGUUGAGAACAGUUCGGAUCUUGCUGAACUGCAUUCUCAUCACCGAACGUAUUGACUCUCUCUCGGGAAAAUAUCUUUACCUGGACGAUGAAUGCUCUCUGGAGCACCCGGACGUUUGUUUUGUCGAAUUUAUGAGAUCCUUCAAAAAUGUCAUGACGCCUCUGUUAUUGAAUGAGCUGGAGUUCGACGACAUGCUCUUUGGAGCUUCACUAGUUUGGGACGAUUAUGAGAACUUGCUCUGGGUGCCGAAAUGCGACAUGGUGCAUUGGGCGCAAUGGAUAAUGAAUAAACGGCGGCACGAGCCAGUUUACGGAGAACAGUGGAUUUCGCGUUAGGAACGCACAGAG
Molecule: messenger RNA, 1556 nt
Organism: Tricharina praecox
Lineage: Eukaryota; Fungi; Ascomycota; Pezizomycetes; Pezizales; Pyronemataceae
Exons: 4
Coding region: 336-1544 (402 amino acids)
Molecular function (GO): protein binding
Source: RefSeq, a predicted model, not a curated record